CAUUUUCAAUGUAUCCAUGGCCUGGAAUGAUCAAAAGACUGGACAGCAGCGACUAAAACAGUUGGAGCAGAUCCUUUCUAUGGGUUUCCAGAAUAAGUUCUACAACGUCAGUGUUAUGCCCCCUGACUUACGACCAAAUAGUGGGCUGAGUGAGUACAGAGUCAACGUGUCCAGCGACACUCCUCACUGGUAUGUCAUGGACUACAUGAGCCGGGUCGGACGCUACUAUGGCGUCACAACAGCAUACGUGGAAGACCUAGAUGAGUGCAAAGGCAACGAGACUUUGUGUACUAAGCCAGCUGUUUGUUCCAACACCUAUGGAGGUUACAGAUGUGUAUGUAAUGGCACAGACCUGAAGGAGGCACAGUCUUGCAUUUUAGACAGGGGCAGCCUUAACCACACAAGCUUGCCUGCUGCCAAGACCCUGGAGGAUAAGAAGCCCCUGAUUCUGGGCCUGGUACUGGGCAUCGGCAUCCCCCUCCUGCUGCUGCUCCUUCUGGCCGCAUUGGCCUGCUUCUGCUGCUCCCGCAGGAAAACCGUCACUGGAGACAUUCCUCACUUGGUGCCGGUGUACGUUCAAGGGCAGUUCAGCUCUCACUUAAACUACGAUGACCCUGCCCUGCAUUACAAGAGCCACUGCAGCCCGCGUAUCCUUGACAACAUCACACCCCGAUACAAGCGACACAUUCAGCAUCCGCUCAGCCGUCUGCCUCCUGGAGCUCACACCUAUCACUGUAAUUGUAACUAUGUGCAAAGCUAAAAAAGUAAAUAAGUAAAAUUUAUCAAAUGUACAGCAUAUUUAUGGCCCGCA
This is a messenger RNA of Colossoma macropomum (tambaqui), 811 nucleotides long. RefSeq lists its product as uncharacterized. The record is from RefSeq and is a predicted model, not a curated record. NCBI's taxonomy places the organism in Eukaryota, Metazoa, Chordata, Actinopteri, Characiformes, Serrasalmidae. Bases 17 to 760 code for a protein of 247 amino acids. The transcript has 5 exons. Gene Ontology annotation, molecular function: calcium ion binding.